Messenger RNA from Tetranychus urticae (two-spotted spider mite), 3180 nucleotides. RefSeq lists its product as uncharacterized. NCBI's taxonomy places the organism in Eukaryota, Metazoa, Arthropoda, Arachnida, Trombidiformes, Tetranychidae. The record is from RefSeq and is a predicted model, not a curated record.
UCUUUGCAUGGUAAGUGUCUAUUUAAUUCCAUUCAUAUUGGCAUUUUCACAAUCAAUUUGGUUUUGUGAAAAAAUAACCAAAAUCAAACUUUAAAACAUUUUCGAUUUCAACUCAGGCAAUACAAGUCUCAGCCAUCAAAAAAGCAAUAUGCUUCUGUUAACAGUGUUUAUAAUUACUUGGACAACAAUUAUCAAUGGAGCUUAUUCAGUGGUUCCCAUUGAUCUUCCAUUGGACAUUGAAGAGGGUAACUGGCUGAUAAAAGCAACGCUCACAGACAACGAGGACCCAAAGCAAAUCAAAAUGGAUGAAUACAUUAAAUCUGCGAAUGGAACAAUAAGAGGCAAAAUAGUAUUUAAAGUAGAAGACAAAGAUCCAUUCGAAAUAUUUUAUACAAACGCAAACCAAUACGAACGAUUAUUUUCUUUCGGAUUAACUUGUAAUUAUUUUGUUUAUUCGAAAUAUCGUCACGGCUGGAAUUACUUUGUAAAUGGGUUAGUAAAAGAUAAUUACUCCACUAAUUUGGUAUUGCUUGGACCUUCAGUUAUAUUCAGAAUUAAUAAAUUCGCACCUGUCUGGAAAGCAGGCCAAGAUGAUGUUAUUAGGGGCGUUAAGCAGCACAGUGUGACCACAUAUCUCAAUCCAAAACUCGAGGUGCGGUUUUACUACAAAGGCAACAGUCUUGAAGGAUUGAAAAGACCGACUCGCGCUUGGUUUCGUGGUUAUGACCCCAACUACAUGGGGAGUACGGAAGAUAAAUUUUGGUUUGACAUAUACAGUAUUACUCGAGUUGACCAAAAUUUUGAUACGAUUGUUACGCCUAAGCCUGGAAUAGUUUGUGAUAGAUACUUUAGUGAAUCUUCAGCCAAAGCCAAAGUACCUUUUCCAAAAUUAACUCAACAUUCACUACAUUUCAUUGCCAAAACCAAAGGUUUAAAUGCAGGACCAGCUAAGAAUGACGAAGUUUAUGCUGAUGAAAUGUACCAAAUCGCGCGAAUCAAAACUUCUACUUAUGGAAAGGAUAAUGAAACCAUUAAAACUGAUAUUAUUUAUGAUUACCAAUUAGGACUUGAAUAUGAAUUUACACAAGAAGAAAAAUGUUCAGUUUCUCCAAUGAGUUUAUCAGCACCUGGUAUAGUUGAAGAUUCAUCAUUGACUUAUGGCAACUAUAAACUUGAUUUGAAUCGAUUGCUCAACUUUGACUUGAAUUAUCGUUACUUAGGACCAGUACUUUUCGAGGAUCGAGAUGAGAUUGGCCUACAUGCAUGGGAAACACUCAAUAAAGAUUUUGAGGUUGGAGAAACAACUUAUUCAAAUUUCGUUACAACUCAGUAUUUCAGUAAGCUAACAGAUGGACAAACUGAUUACACACUCGUUGGUACAACAUUGAAAAUCCCUGCAAACGAAAAAAAAAUGGCUGCUUCCCUUGCAACAAGGUACUACGAUUAUGGUCAUGAGAUUAGCUAUUCAGAUAGCAUGGAAAAGUUUUCCGUUAAGGACUGCUAUUCUGAACUAAAAGCUAAAAGAACCAUAGCAUUCUUCUUCACUUGUUCAGGUACUCCUUGUGAUUACUUCAACCAAUAUUAUUAUGACAUCCAAGAUAAACUAAGAGAAGGACUCAUCAACUCUGGAACAAUCUCAGCAUCAAGAAUCUCAAACAUUGAACUAAUAAUUAACUCUGAAGAGAUGAUUAUUUAUGUUACCAUUUUGGACUUUCCAAGACUGAAAAAUGCAUUCAAGAUGCAAAAAAUGAAAUUAGCUGAGAAAACAUUAGCAACUUCAUCUAGUGUUACAAUUGAUGGCGAUGAAGAAGCUUGUUUGAGAACAAAUUCAUAUAAAUAUGAACCAUUCACAGCCGUUGCAUUCUGUAAGACAGAGAAUGGUAAUAUAUGUCAGAGAAUCGACGAAGAUAAAGUGAAACUUGUUGAAGAUAAGGAUAAUGGAAUUCCUUGCUCAGUUUUCAUGACACCAUUGAAAAAUAUUUUCCGUUAUAACCGAGAGUUACCUUUAGAAAAUAUUCACAAGAAACUUGCUCUCAUCGAAAUCUCAUUGACUGCACCGAAUAGCAACGAGAUGGUCAAAUUGACUCCAUACCAAGUAACAGAUGUAACCAAAGUAGAUGACGAUGUUCAUUUAACAAAUUCAUUGUAUGAAACGAUCAUGCAAAACUCAAAACUAAUCGAAGAUAAUCUCGAUACAGUUCGAGUUGAUGGAACUAAUGACUUAAGUUCUUGCCGUCGAAAAUGUGUCAAGUCAGCUGAGAAUAACUGUCAAUCUUUUUCAUUUUGCACUUAUGAUGACAGAGUUGAAUGCUUUGUAUCGACCAAUUCAACAGGCAAAACAACUCUUCAUGAAUCGUGUGAUACUUAUUUAAUUGAAAGUCUAACAAAAUAUAAGAAAAUUUCGUUAAGAAGGUUUAUCAAUAUUGAAAAGUCUGUACCAUUCGAGAGUUUUCUUGGAAAAUGUGCCUCUUUUUGUUCCAAUUCCGAUUCAUGUAAAUCAUUCCAAUUUUGUUCUGGUUCGUGUAGCUUAGCAGGUUAUUAUACUGAUGAAACAAGCGUUUAUAGGGAAAGUUGCGAUAUUUAUAUUCCAAAAGUAUUGGACAGAUUUGUAUCAUCUGGACAAUCGAUCGUCGAAGACGUGUUUCACACUGAAGUGAACCUCAAUGCUGAUCAAUGUGCUGCUCUUUGUUAUCAUUGGAACGAUAAUGACGUAGUUUGUCAAUCUUUCAAUUUUUGUCCAGCACAUGGGAAAACACCAAGUCUGUGUCAUUUGUCGAAGUAUUCAAGACAUGAUACUAAUGAGAAACUGAUUCACUCUGAUACUUGUCAAAAUUACGAAAGAAUCAAAAAGAGUGUGAAUGGACAGCACAAUGCCGAGGUUAGCACCAACGUCACCCAUUCUGGGACAAUUUUCGGAAUCAUCGUUCUAUUUAUUACAACUGGACUGAUUUCUGGAAUUGUUGUUACAGUUGUAUAUUCGAAAUUCUUUUCUGUUAAGAGCGAUGCAUCUCAAAUUUAUAAUCGUAACACAUUCAGUUGGACUAAGCAUCUGAAUGAUGAUAGACAAUCUGUGAAUUCUGACGACUCAUUUCAUUUUUCAUCUGAUUAUGCUAUUCCUUCAAGUGAAUGACUACAAUAAAAUAUUCAUAUAAGCUUUAUAAUAAGAACACAAUAAAUAGU